Molecule: messenger RNA, 546 nt
Organism: Carya illinoinensis
Lineage: Eukaryota; Viridiplantae; Streptophyta; Magnoliopsida; Fagales; Juglandaceae
Product: 40S ribosomal protein S30
Exons: 3
Coding region: 188-376 (62 amino acids)
Biological process (GO): translation
Cellular component (GO): ribosome; cytosolic small ribosomal subunit
Molecular function (GO): structural constituent of ribosome
Source: RefSeq, a predicted model, not a curated record
AAGUGUGGGGUUCAGCGAAUCGAUCGAGAGCUCAUACCAAGUGCCUUCAAAAGCCCGGCCCAGAUCUGUCGAACAAUCGAAGUUCCCCUAUAUACUUUCUUCCCAAAACCCUAACCCUAGAUUUCUUUAUAUCUACGUCAGUUGCAGACGAACUCUUAGCGGCCGAAGCUCUCUCUAGCAAUCAGCCAUGGGUAAGGUGCACGGAUCUCUGGCUCGGGCUGGAAAAGUGAGAGGCCAAACUCCCAAAGUGGCCAAGCAGGACAAGAAGAAGAAACCCCGUGGACGCGCCCACAAGCGCAUGCAAUACAAUCGCCGAUUCGUCACCGCCGUGGUUGGAUUCGGCAAGAAGAGGGGACCCAACUCGUCGGAGAAGUGAUGCAAUUCUUUGAGAGGAUGAGGAGCUCUUUAGGUUAAAGAUUUUUUUUUUUUUUUUUUCCUUUCAUCUUUUGGUGGAUGAAUUUAAUUCUGGUGUUGUCUGCUGGAUUGUCAUUAUGUUGGGAUUUCUCUUAUAUGGUGGUUAAUUAACCUGGAGAUGAUAUUGUUUUA